AUGAGAUCCUCGAUCGCCCCACCAAUUUGCCGAUCGCCCAAUACAAGCGAGGUUUUACCAGUCGAGCAUAGGCUGCGAGACUCGCUCACGAUGCAUCAGCCCACAACCUUGGAGUCCUUGAUACAACGGAUCAACGAGCACAUUCGAGUUGAGAAUAAUGCCGCCACAGCGACCGAGAAGGUAAAUCCGGUUGCGACAAACAAACGUGUCGCAAGGAAGGUCCACUCAAUGAGACAGGAGGAUAACCGCCCUAAUAACCGAGCUAGAGAGCAACAUCGCGGUGUUAGCGGCAACGACAGAAACAAAGGCCGUGGGAAUGACCGAGCUAAUGCUCCUUGCAAUGAAGAGGAAGAUGCCAUGAGAAAGUUAAAAGCACAAACUAGCAUCGCCACAGUCUUUAAGAUCCUAAUUUAUCGUAUCCUCAGUGAAAUCCGAGGUGAGCCAUACAUUCGUUGGCCGGCAAAAUUGGGAGAUACACAGAGAGGCUUCAACUCAAGGUACCACUGCACCUUCCAUGAAGAAAGGGGGCACCGAACGGAGGACUACGUGCUGUUGAAACAACACUUGGAAGAGCUGGUUGCGGCUGGGCACUUGGAUCAGUACAUUUAUGGAGGCAUAAGGGCCGCUCUGCAAGGACAAGCCGAACCAAAUGGCCUUGCCAUGUUGGACGCGGCACCCCAAGGAGUCAUCAAUGUUAUUCAUGGUAUCAUCGAGCCAGCGCGGGUUUGCGAGCUCAGGGGAAUGAUCAAGAGGGCCGAGCACAUAAGGGAAGUGCUCUCUGUUUAA
Molecule: messenger RNA, 786 nt
Organism: Camellia sinensis
Lineage: Eukaryota; Viridiplantae; Streptophyta; Magnoliopsida; Ericales; Theaceae
Source: RefSeq, a predicted model, not a curated record